Molecule: messenger RNA, 2842 nt
Organism: Drosophila simulans
Lineage: Eukaryota; Metazoa; Arthropoda; Insecta; Diptera; Drosophilidae
Product: endoplasmic reticulum metallopeptidase 1
Exons: 7
Coding region: 158-2758 (866 amino acids)
Biological process (GO): proteolysis
Molecular function (GO): metalloexopeptidase activity
Source: RefSeq, a predicted model, not a curated record
CUGCCAUGGACGCGAUAAGAAAUCCACCGCGCCGGACCUGGGCCCUACUUAAUUCUUGGGAAACAGCCUGGAGCGUCUUAGUUGCCCAACGGCUGGGCUCCAGUACGGUUGUAUAUCAUAGUUGGUGAUUCCGGUCCGAGUCGCGUGCGAUCUGAAGAUGACUUUUUCAACCGUCGACAUCACAGAGGAGAAGGAUGGCGGCAAGUCCAGGGAUAAGAAGUGGCCUUGGUUCGGAGCACCCAUUUACGCGGCUGCCGCUUUUGCUCUGUUCUAUGCCACAGUACUGCCCAGUUUUCACAGCUACCCAAAGAUGCUGUACCAGAGUGAGGAGGAACUGCAUCCGGAUAAGUUUAUCGGCGAGCGGGCGAUGCGCCAGUUGGCCGAGUACUCGGCAAUCGGCAACAAGAUGAGUGGCUCCAUCAACAACGAAGUGCAUACGGUAAAUUUCCUGCUGCGAGAGAUUCAGAAGAUCAAGGACGAGGCCCGAUUGGAUCUCUACGACAUUGAAGUGGAUACGCAGUACUCUUCGGGUGCCUUCCAUUUGUGGGGCAUGACCAUUUCCUACACCAAUCUCUCUAAUGUGGUAGUGAAAAUAUCCCAGAAGAGUUCAGACAACGAGAACUAUCUGCUGGUCAACUCCCACUACGAUUCGGAGGUCCAAACGCCGGCUGCUGGAGAUGAUGGCGUCAUGGUGGUUGUCAUGCUGGAAACCCUGCGCGUGAUCUCACGCUCCGAAAAAGCGCUAACCCAUCCCGUGGUUUUCCUAUUUAAUGGAGCCGAGGAGGCUUGUAUGCUGGGUUCCCACGGAUUUAUCACACAACACAAGUGGUCCAGGAAUUGCAAAGCCUUGGUGAACCUGGACUCGACUGGAGCUGGUGGCCGCGAGGUGCUCUUCCAAACGGGUCCCAAUCACCCGUGGUUGGCCAAAUACUAUCAAGCAAGUGUGCCGCAUCCGUAUGCUCAGACCCUAGCCGAAGAGCUGUUCCAGCAUAACUUUAUUCCCUCGGACACCGAUUUCCGCAUCUUCCGCGAUUACGGAGGAGUUCCUGGCCUGGACAUGGCCAGUGUGAUGAAUGGAUAUGUGUACCACACCGAGUUCGAUAACUUCAAAAACGUGGAGUACGGCACAUACCAAUCGACCGGCGAGAACGUACUGCCCCUGAUUUGGGCUCUGGCCAAUGCUCCAGAAUUGGAUAACACCACUGCGUAUGAGAAGGGACACACCGUGUACUAUGACUUCUUGGGCUGGUUCAUGAUGACCUAUACGGAAUCGGUGAGCAUAGCCAUCAAUGUGGUGGUUUCCGUGGCGGCCUUUGUUUGCAUUGGCACCUCGGUGUACAUCAUGACAUUGGACAAUGGUGCAGAUGCUCCGAAAGCGGUGGUAAUGAGAUUCGCCAUCAUCUUCCUGGUUCAAGCUGGAACUCUGUUCGUGGCCUGCGGCCUAACUCUCUUGGUGGCCGUUUUUAUGCAAGGUGUGGGUCUAGCCGAAUCCUGGUACUACGGAAAAUGGAUGGCCUUUGGGCUGUACUUCUGCACCUUGUUUUUCGCCUUUGGCAUACUUCCGGCCACUUAUAUUGGUUUCACGAAGAGGAAAACGAACAUGAAGUUGGAUCAAACCAUCGCCUGCUUCAUGCACGCCCAGUGCAUCCUGCUGGCGCUGCUCUGCAUCAUCAUGACCAUCAUGGGCAUUCGCUCCAGCUACUUCCCCAUGGUGGGCAUCUUCUUCUACGCGAUUUCCGUCCUGGUGCAAAUAGUACUGAAGCUCACCCUGAAGAAGAGCUACUUCGUCACAGUUCAUCUGUUGUUCCAACUGCUGCCCUUCUUCUUCUACACCUACAUCUGCUAUGCCACCCUUGUCACCUUUGUUCCCAUGGAGGGUCGCGAUGGACCCGAAAGUAGUCCCGAUAUAAUGAUAUCUGUCUUUAUCAUUGCAACCGCAAUAAACUACGCUGGUUUUGUUAUUCCCAUUAUGCACAAGUUCCGAAAGCCCAAGAUUGUAUUCUCAUCGUUUGGUGUGAUCACUAUUAUUUUCAUCAUCUUGGCCUGCACAUCCGCCGGUUUUCCUUUUGUGAAACAAUUGGCUCCUCAGCGUUACUAUGUGCUGCAUACUCAACGAACAUUCCACAAUUUGGAUGGUACAAGAAAGCAGGACUCAGGUUAUUAUAUUCAACCAGUGGAUACACGACUCCAUGAACUGGAUGACACAACUUUCAAGAAUGCCGAGCCGGAAAGCUGGACCGCAGCCACCUGUGCCGCAGAACCGUACUGUGGACUACCAUUGUACAGUGGUCGCUGGAUAGAGUGGAAAGACUCUGCUCGUUGGAUCUACAGCUCGCCACCCGUGAUUCCAAUGAACAUAAACCUCACCCAGCUGUCUAAACAAUCCCUGGAUGGCAACAAGGUACGAUAUGAGUACAACCUGAGGGCCAGUGAUCGCGUUAUGAUGUACAUAGAUCCGCUCGACAAUGUCAAGGUGACAGACUGGUCCUUUGACCAUACACCUUUGCUGGAGAAGCACACACCUCCCUACCUGAUCUAUGCCAUAUACUCCCAAACCGAGGAGCCACUCAACUUUUGGGUGGAGCUCGAGCACGAGGAGGGCAACACAGACGGACCCUACAUGAAGCUGGUUGUCUCCGAGCACUUCCAAUACCAUCCAGAGCACUACACCGAGGAAUACAAGGAGUUCCUCGCAACCUUUCCCGAUUGGACCUAUACCACCGAUUGGUUCUCGGCCCUCGAGAGCUGGAUUGUAUAGGCGGCGAUGAGAAUAUAGACUCCAAAGUUGGCGUAUCUUAAUAAAUAAUUUAUAGUAUAUAUUAAUAAAAUUACAAAGUAGUAA